ACCGAGUUCUGGGUGGAGCUCAACACCUACAAGGCCAACGGCAGCGCGGUCUGCGAGGCUGCCCACCUGGGGCUGUGGAAGCUGUGCACCAAGCGACUGUGGCAGGCGGACGUUCCGGCGGAGAGGGACACCUGCGGCCCCGCUGAGCUGCCCGGAGAAGCCAACUGCACCUACUUCAAAUUCUUCACCACGGGGAAGAACGCACGCAUCUUCCAGAGAACCACAAGGAAAGAGGUAAACCUAGCAGCUGCAGUGAUAGCAGUGCUGGGCCUGGUGGUCAUGGCCUUGGGCUGCCUCUGUAUCAUCAUGGUGCUCAGUAAAGGUGCAGAGUCCCUGCUCCGAGUGGGAGCUGUCUGCUUUGGCCUCUCAGGCCUGCUGCUCCUGGUGAGCGUGGAGGUGUUCCGGCAUUCCGUGUGGGCCCUGCUCCGGGACGGAGCCUCCAAUCUG
Fukomys damarensis (Damara mole-rat) is the source of this 447-nucleotide messenger RNA. RefSeq names its product calcium voltage-gated channel auxiliary subunit gamma 6 (gene Cacng6). The transcript has 4 exons. Gene Ontology annotation, biological process: regulation of calcium ion transmembrane transport via high voltage-gated calcium channel; calcium ion transport. Gene Ontology annotation, molecular function: calcium channel regulator activity. The annotation marks the transcript as partial. Gene Ontology annotation, cellular component: L-type voltage-gated calcium channel complex; membrane. Lineage: Eukaryota; Metazoa; Chordata; Mammalia; Rodentia; Bathyergidae. The record is from RefSeq and is a predicted model, not a curated record.